Messenger RNA from Cucurbita moschata (crookneck pumpkin), 938 nucleotides. Its product is annotated as protein BIC1-like. The record is from RefSeq and is a predicted model, not a curated record. Bases 238 to 687 code for a protein of 149 amino acids. Lineage: Eukaryota; Viridiplantae; Streptophyta; Magnoliopsida; Cucurbitales; Cucurbitaceae. The transcript has a single exon. Gene Ontology annotation, biological process: blue light signaling pathway.
UUUUUUUUUUUGCCCUUUUCCUCUGAAAAUUCUCCCAUUUCAUUUUCCUUCAAAUUGCCACUUCCCAAUCAAACCCAAAACCACAAAUCCUUCUUCUUCUUCUUCUUCUUCUUCUUCUCCCACACAUACUCUGUCGCUUUCUUUCUCUGUUCAAUCCAUUUAACUAAUUAUUCUUCUUCCUCUUCCAUAGCCAACGGGGUUCGAGCCAGUUCGAGCGUUUUUUUUUUUAAUUUUUGCAUGAGGGCAGAGGUUCGAACGAGUUCGCGGGAGAUGGAUUUUCAAGGCGCCGGUUCUUGUCUUCAGUACUCCCUUUCUCCGCCUCCGCCUGCUCGAAACGGCGGAAUCGAACAGGAAUUACGAUGUCUGGUUUCGAGUUUCGGCGGAGGAAAACGCUCGGAAUCGGACGUGAAGGAGGACGAUGGAGUGGCAGUGGAGGUACCUGCGGCGGCGGCGUCGGAGGAGGAGGAAGGUGGACGGGAGAGGCUGAAGAGGCAUCGGCGGGAGGUAGCCGGUCGGGUUUGGAUACCGGAGAUAUGGGGACAAGAGGAGCUUCUGAAGGAUUGGAUCGAUUGCUUUGCCUUUGACGCUUGUUUAUUUCCGACUGGAAUUGGAUCGGCGAGGGCGGCGCUGAUUGAGGAAGGAAGGAGGGCCAACAAUGGCGGAUUCAGACCGGAGAACAGGUGCUGAUUUUCAGUGAUUUUCUAGGUGGGGUAAAUUAAUUGCAAUAAAAAAAAAAUUAAAAAGAAAAAAAACAUCCCAAGCUCUAAAUAUUAGUGUUUCCAACAUCUGGGGAGAGAUUUUGAUUGGAAGCAAUCAAACAAAAUGAUGCACUUUGUUUUGUUUAUGGCGGCCAUUUGAUUUCCCAUUGUUAUUAGUUAAUACAAUUAUGAAUUCUCCAUCAUUAUUAUUAUUAUUAUUUUGAUUAAUCUUAAUCCCUA